UACCGCAUACUACGCAUUCGAUCCCUACGCAUACCACGCACGAUCUCUACCGCAUACAACACAGAUUCUCACAUCAGACACGACGCACGACUUCAUACCGCACGCUUAAGUGCUGCUUUCACGACGAUGGGCCUAGGCGCUGGGGACGGGGUGCGAUAUACCCUACCCUACUCGCUGCAUACAUGCACCGCUUCAUUAUUCUAUAUUGCAUACCCCUAUACGUAUACUUCGUCUAUUGCGAUGGACGUGUAAUUAUUGAUGUACAUAGUAUUACACGCUGGAUACGUGAAUUGUUGUUUCAAUGUUACUUGAUUUACAUGUGUGCUACUGCGUUAAACUAUGGCACGACGCUGAAACCAACUUGAUCAGCACCAACUUGACGAGCAAGU
Molecule: messenger RNA, 389 nt
Organism: Suillus paluster
Lineage: Eukaryota; Fungi; Basidiomycota; Agaricomycetes; Boletales; Suillaceae
Exons: 1
Coding region: 183-365 (60 amino acids)
Source: RefSeq, a predicted model, not a curated record